AUUUCGCCUUCGUCCAGGUACCACUUGGUGACGCACCUCUAGCAUCUUCCACGCCUCGCAAACAUCGACCUUGAGCCAAGGGACACUGACUCAGGACGUUUUCUUUUUCUUCUGCUAUUGUAUUCUUCUUUUAGAUUCUUCUUUUGCAGAAAACCCGAAUAGACGGCAUCCAGUGCCUGGACAGACUCGAACUCGUCUUACCGCACCCCUCCUUCCAACGCUUAAGCUCCGAUAGACCGAAACCAUGUCAUCCAUAUCAGUCGUAGUGAAACACCAAGGCAAGAAACACGAUGUCGAAAUCGACCCCAGCUCUACUGGCGAGGACUUCAAACUCCAAAUGUUCAGCUUGACCAACGUCGAACCCGAACGCCAAAAGAUUUUGAUCAAGGGUGGUCAACUCAAAGAUGAUGCCGAUAUGAGUAAACUCGGCUUGAAGAACGGUCAGGUCAUUAUGAUGAUGGGCACCCCAAGCGCCGGUGGCGACGCCCUCGUCCGACCCAAGGAAGCGAUCAAGUUUGUCGAGGAUAUGACAGAGGCUGAACAGGCUCAACAAGUCGGUGCGACACCUGCUGGUCUGAUCAACCUGGGAAAUACAUGUUAUCUCAACUCAACCCUCCAGACUCUGCGUCUGAUCCCAGAGCUUCAGGAGGCGCUCAACACGUACCAACCCGAUGGCAACGCCAGCAGCUUUAUGAUGACGGGCACGAACAUGGACUUGGCAUCUCAACUCUCAAACUUGUACAAGAAAAUGGGUGAAACACAGGACUCCUUCCCUCCCAUGAACUUCUUGAACGCUCUGCGAGUGGUAUUCCCCCAGUUUGCGGAAAAGUCCAAGACAGGACAAGGUUUUGCUCAGCAGGAUGCAGAGGAGGCUUGGUCCCAAAUCGUGCAGCAACUUAACCAGAAGCUCCGCAUCAAGAGCGAAAACACCCCUGAGACCUCCUUCGUGGAGAAGUACAUGUCUGGCGAGUUCACUUCGGUAAUGGAGUGUGAUGAGGAAGAGGCGCGCAAUGCUGGCGAGCAGCCCAUCAUUAACAAGGAGAGCUUCGCCAAACUCAACUGCCACAUAGACAGCUCAACAAAUCAUCUGCGAGAUGGCAUUGCCGCCGCGCUAAAGGAGAAGCUUGAGAAGCAGUCGGAAGUUCUGGGUCGCGAUGCUGUCUACACCAAGACUUCCAAGAUCUCUCGUGCUCCCAAGUACCUGACAGUGCACUUUGUGCGCUUUUUCUGGAAGCGAGAGACUCAGAAGAAGGCCAAGAUUAUGCGAAAGGUGACUUUCCCCAUGGAGCUUGAUAUUGUUGAGUUCUGCUCCGACGAAUUGAAGAAGGCUCUUAUUCCCGUGCGUGACAAGGUUCGCGAGAUUCGUAAGGAUGAAGAGGAUAUCGAGCGGGCCCGUAAGCGACGUAAGAAGACUCACGAUCAGGACGUCGGCGAUAUCCCAGGCGGCGCCGGUCUUCCCACCGAAAAGGAGAAGAAAGAGACCGAGAAGAAAGAAGGCAAGUCAGCAGAUGGCGACGUUGUCAUGGGCGAGGAGGGCGAGACAUACAAGACAGACGCCGACAUCGAGGCUGAGAGAAACGCUUCCAUUCUUGAGGCCAAGAAGGAGCUCAACGCUCUCAUCAACCCCGAGCUGCGAAACGAUGAUGGUGCCAAUCAGUCUGGUCUGUACGAGCUCCGAGGUGUCGUGACACAUCAAGGUGCCAGCGCCGACAGCGGCCACUACACCUCAUAUGUCAAGAAGGCUGCACCCGUUGACCCCAAGACUGGCAAGAAGGGUGAGGAGGACGGCAAGUGGUGGUGGUUCAACGACCACCAGGUUUCAGAGGUUGAAGCUGAGAAGAUUGCGACUCUCGCCGGUGGUGGUGAGUCUCACUCUGCUCUCAUUCUCCUGUACCGAGCCAUUCCUCUGCCCACUGCCGAGGGUGUCCUGGAGUAAAAAGAGCAACUAGGACGAACUUUACUAGAAGUAUAUGGCCACCUGGGAAUCGUGCUAGAUGAUUUGAUGAAUAAAACCGGACAGGAGCAUGGCAAGGCAGGGCAGUCAGGCGUAGGGAGAAAGCAUGGCAUGAACUCAAUCAAUAAAACGUUAAUUACACAACC
This is a messenger RNA of Fusarium oxysporum Fo47, 2100 nucleotides long. RefSeq names its product ubiquitin-specific protease UBP6. Gene Ontology annotation, molecular function: cysteine-type deubiquitinase activity; proteasome binding; protein binding. The record is from RefSeq and is a predicted model, not a curated record. The transcript is spliced from 2 exons. The coding region runs from base 245 to 1936 and encodes 563 amino acids. Gene Ontology annotation, biological process: proteasome-mediated ubiquitin-dependent protein catabolic process; regulation of proteasomal protein catabolic process; protein deubiquitination. NCBI's taxonomy places the organism in Eukaryota, Fungi, Ascomycota, Sordariomycetes, Hypocreales, Nectriaceae.